AUGAGUCGGCAGGAGGCUCUCUCGCAGGAGCGGCUUCGCGAGUGGGUUGUCCAGUGGGGCAGCCUUGGUGGCGGAGCUAGCCGUCUUCGAGCGGGCGGUGCUGGGACUACUGGUGCUACUGGAGGUAUUGGAGGUGCUGCUGCUGUGGGUGCUGCUACGGGUAGUCCUGGCUCACAUUGCCAUGAGCCUCUCUCGCCGGAGCAGCUUCACGAGUGGGCUGUCUGUUUGGGCAGUCCUGGUGGUGGCGCUGGACGUGCUGGAGCUGCAGAAUCUGGAGGUGCUGGCCCUGGAGGUGCUAGUGCUGGUGUUCCUGGAGUUGGCCGUGCUGGAGGUACUGGUACUGCAGGCACAGGUGCUGCUGGAGGUUCUGGAGGUGCUGGCCCUGGAGGUGCUAGUGCUGGUGUUCCUGGUGUUGGCCGUGCUGGAGGCACUGGUACUGGAAGCACAGGUGCUACUGGAGGUGUUGGAGGUGCUGGCCCUGUAGGUGCUAGUGCCGUUGUUCCGCGAGUUGGUGGUACUGGCGGUGCUGACACUGGAGGUGCUACUGGAGGUACUGGAGUUGGUUGUGCUAGUCGGCAGGAGUCGCUCUCGCCGCAGCAGCUUCGCGAGUCGGCUGUCCGUUGGGGCAGUCCUGGUGGUGGAGCUGGAGGUACGGGCUCCAGGGGUGCUGUUGCUACUGGAGCUGGAGGUUCUGGGGGUGCGACUACUCAGCCGCAGCAGUCUGCGCUUAGUCACCUUCUCAGUCCCCCGCCUGCUGUUACUGAGUUUCCUGUACCCGGCACUACUCCUCCGUUACUGUUUCCACCGCGUGCCCAGUCUCUGCCACAACUACUGCCUCACUCCCCACUGCCUGCUCCUGCUCCACACACUGCACUGACAGAGUCCUUCACUGAGCAUAGAGAGGAUGCGUCGCGUCCUGUCACGCCUCUUCGUUCUCGCCAUGCUGUGCGUCCUCGUCCUCCACCUGUCCCUGGCACGCACACCAUGGCACUUCGUCCUUCCUCUGUUCCACAGCGUGUUGCCCUGCCGUCGCCUCCCGCGUCUUCUCUUCCUCACGUUCCUCAUCCUGAGUCAGGCCUUGCCCGUACUGCCAGUCCGACCGUCACUUGUCUUCUUGCCACAGUUGUGACUGACCCCUCCUUUGAGUCCGCUGUUGCGUCUGCCUUAGUUGCUGAGCUUGUUGACUUUGCUGCUUUGUGCUGCCUUGACUACGCUGCGAGUCUUGUUUUUUACUCUUCCUGUCCUCCGUCCGUCGGGGGUGAGCUUGCCCUUGGCUGUGACGUCCUUGAGGACAGGCAGUUUGAGCUCGAGUGCCUAGCGGCCGCUGCACCUCAUCUCGCGUCCACGCUACUUUGCCCUGAGGGAGACCCGGAUGCACUGGACAUCCCGACCCCGCGCUCUUACGCAGACGCAAUCACAGGUCCGUACUCCUCUCAGUGGCAGACAACCAUGGACGCAGAGAUGGCUUCCUGA
Closterium sp. Yama58-4 is the source of this 1473-nucleotide messenger RNA. The record is from the annotation of a GenBank genome assembly. NCBI's taxonomy places the organism in Eukaryota, Viridiplantae, Streptophyta, Zygnematophyceae, Desmidiales, Closteriaceae.